Messenger RNA from Malassezia pachydermatis, 2511 nucleotides. RefSeq names its product dna repair helicase. NCBI's taxonomy places the organism in Eukaryota, Fungi, Basidiomycota, Malasseziomycetes, Malasseziales, Malasseziaceae. Gene Ontology annotation, biological process: nucleotide-excision repair; transcription by RNA polymerase II; positive regulation of mitotic recombination. Gene Ontology annotation, cellular component: nucleus. Gene Ontology annotation, molecular function: damaged DNA binding; ATP binding; hydrolase activity, acting on acid anhydrides, in phosphorus-containing anhydrides. The record is from RefSeq and is a predicted model, not a curated record. The transcript is spliced from 2 exons. Bases 1 to 2511 code for a protein of 836 amino acids.
AUGAAGUUCUAUAUCGAUGACCUUCCGGUCCUCUUCCCAUACCCCAAGAUCUAUCCUGAGCAGUAUGCGUAUAUGGUAGACUUGAAGCGGACCUUGGAUGUCAAAGGACACUGUGUGCUAGAGAUGCCCUCAGGCACAGGGAAAACUGUAUCUCUUCUAAGUUUGAUUGUCAGCUACCAACGUUUUUAUCCAGGGAGCCGAAAAUUGGUAUAUUGCUCACGAACCGUGCCAGAGAUUGAGAAGGCACUGGCCGAGUUGAAACGAUUGAUGGCGUAUCGUGCAAAGUACAAUACGGCGGCAAAGGAUGCGGAUGGGGGCGAGCCGAUGGAUGUCGAUGUGGACCAGGCCGAAGGACAGAUGGAAGAUAUCCUGGCCGUGGGUCUGAGUAGCCGCAAAAACAUGUGUGUCCAUCCCGUCAUCAGCCAGGAACGCAAAGGCAAGGUCGUAGAUGCACGAUGUCGAGAUAUGACAAGUUCGUGGGCCUGUGAAAAGGGCCGUCAAAACCCAGGGUCGGUGGAACUGUGUGACUUCCAUGAAGAGCUAGGCAAGCUGGAGCCUGGGCAUCUCAUUCCACCAGGUGUAUGGACCAUCGAGGAAGUGAAGGAGUAUGCACGCGAUAAAGGGAUAUGCCCUUAUUUUGCAGUGCGACGUAUGAUGCCGUUUUGUGACAUCAUCAUUUACAGUUUCCACUACUUGCUGGACCCCAAAGUGGCCGAGCAAGUGAGUAAGGAACUAAGUAAGGAUGCUAUUGUUGUAUUUGACGAGGCCCACAAUAUUGGUACGUAUACUCUGUCGCUCAUCAAAGACAACGUGUGCAUCGAGUCCUUGAGCAUUGAUUUAACGAGACCGAUUUUGGACAAUGCCUAUCGCUGCAUCAACCAGCUCGCGGAAAAAGUGGAUGAGGUGAAAAAGGUAGACGCAGCCAAGCUACAAGAUGAAUACCUGCGUCUUGUUGAAGGUCUACAACAGCAAAGCGACGAUCGAGAGGCAGAGACGUUCAUGGCGAACCCCGUGUUGCCAGACGACCUACUCCAAGAAGCUGUGCCAGGCAACAUUCGUCGUGCAGAGCACUUUGUGGCGUUCCUGCGCCGCUUUGUGGAGUACCUCAAAACGCGUAUGCGCGUCCUUCAUGUGGUGGCGGAGACGCCCGCUAGCUUUUUGCAGCACUUGAAAGAAAUUACCUUUAUCGAGCGGAAACCACUGCGUUUCUGUGCAGAACGUCUUCGUAUGCUGGUACAGACGCUCGAGCUUACGCGUAUUGAUGAGUACUCGGCACUGCAAACUGUGGCUUUCUUUGCUACGCUGGUCUCCACGUACGACAAGGGAUUCUUGCUCAUUCUAGAGCCCUUCGAGACGGACCAUGCGACAGUACCCAACCCCAUCUUCCAUUUCACAUGCCUGGAUGCCAGCUUGGCUAUUGCGCCUGUGUUUGAGCGCUUUAGCAGUGUGAUUAUCACAAGUGGUACGAUCAGCCCUUUGGAUAUGUACCCGAAAAUGCUCCGCUUCGAUACAGUGGUGCAAGAGAGCUAUACCAUGACACUGACACGUCAGUGUUUCCUGCCCCUAGUCAUCACGAGAGGAAGCGAUCAAGUGGCUAUCAGCUCACGAUUUGAAGUACGAAACGAUCCCUCUGUGGUACGAAACUACGGCAAUAUUCUCAUUGAAUUCUCGCGUACGAUCCCUGAUGGUAUCGUAGCUUUCUUCCCAUCCUAUUUGUACAUGGAGAGUAUUGUGGCUGCCUGGCACGAUAUGGGCAUUUUGGAUGAGGUUUGGAAGCAUAAGCUGAUUUUCAUUGAGACGCCGGACGCGCCGGAAACAAGUAUUGCCUUGGAAAACUACCGACGGGCAUGUGACAAUGGCCGAGGUGCUAUCUUGCUCUCGGUAGCACGAGGGAAAGUGUCGGAAGGCAUUGAUUUUGACCAUAACUAUGGACGAGCUGUGGUCAUGUUUGGUGUGCCGUACCAAUAUACCGAGUCGCGUAUCUUGAAAGCUCGACUGGAGUUUUUACGCGACAAUUUCCGCAUCAAAGAGAACGAUUUCCUCACCUUCGACGCUAUGAGGCAUGCGGCGCAGUGUGUAGGACGUGUUCUGCGUGGAAAGUCUGAUUAUGGACUCAUGGUGUUUGCCGACAAACGUUUUGCGCGAUCUGACAAGCGUGCCAAGCUGCCCAAAUGGAUUGCACAAUACAUCGAGCCGGUAUUUAGCAAUCUCUCGACAGAUAUGGCGAUUGUCGAGAGCAAGAGGUUCAUGCGAUCUAUGGGACAGCCUUAUCCCGAAGGCAAGAAUGGGAUCAGUUUGUGGGAUGUCGAAGAUAUUGAGCGUCGCCAACUAAAAGAGCGCGAAGCGUUUGAGCGUCUCAUGCAGCAGGAGUCGGACGAGUGGGUGGAGAAGCACAAGACAGAAUUGGCGUCGGGCCAUGAUAUGGAUUUACAAACUAUGCACACACUAGCAGACGACUUUGAUCAAGAAUUUGGUACAGGCAUGGACUUGGUGGCUGUGGAUGUGCCAUAG